This is a messenger RNA of Cuculus canorus (common cuckoo), 7273 nucleotides long. It is a transcript of the gene ABCA7, whose product is annotated as ATP binding cassette subfamily A member 7. Gene Ontology annotation, biological process: phospholipid efflux; cholesterol efflux; transmembrane transport. The record is from RefSeq and is a predicted model, not a curated record. Lineage: Eukaryota; Metazoa; Chordata; Aves; Cuculiformes; Cuculidae. The coding region runs from base 191 to 6988 and encodes 2265 amino acids. The transcript has 50 exons. Gene Ontology annotation, molecular function: ATP hydrolysis activity; ABC-type transporter activity; apolipoprotein A-I receptor activity. Gene Ontology annotation, cellular component: membrane; intracellular membrane-bounded organelle.
GGCACAGGGAGCACGCGGGGUCUUAAAGCGGCCGGGAACAGGAGCUGGCUGAGAUGGAGCUGGGAACAGAAUGGAGCUAGAGCUGGUGCUGCCAGAACAGCUCAGGGGCACCUGAGGAUCCCUGUGUCUGAGAUCACACCUCGAGCCUAGAGCAUCAGGCUGUGGGAGGUGCAAGGCGCGCACUCCUGCCAUGGCUGUGGGAAUCCAACUGGGGCUGCUGCUCUGGAAGAACUUCACCUACCGCCGGCGGCAGCGGAUCCAGUUGGCCAUUGAGAUCCUGUGGCCUCUCUUCCUCUUCUUCAUCUUGAUCUCAGUGCGGCAAUCCCACCCGCCCUUCAAGCAGCAUGAGUGUGAGUGUCCUGUGCCCUCUGGGGUCACUUCCCCAACAAGGCUCUGCCCUCAGCGGGGACCCUGCCCUGGCUGCAGGGCAUCAUCUGCAACCUCAACAACCCCUGCUUUCGGCACCCGACAGCAGGCGAAGCCCCCGGUGUGGUGGGCAACUUCGAUGGCUCUAUCCUCUCCCGCCUGCUGGCUGAAUUCCAGCAGGUCUUGCUCCGCUCCAAUGGGCAACGGCUCCUACGCAGCUUUGGCCAGGUCAUGCCCAUCCUGCGCCAGCUCCGGGACAGUGGGGCUCAGCGGAGGGCUGGUGAGGGACUACCUGGGAGAGGAUGAGACCUUCUCGCGGUUUCUCCGGACCAACACAUCCCUGCCGCCAGCUCUGGUGGAUGAGCUGAUGGGAGCUUGGCUCAGCCCCCGCAUUCUCUCCCUGAUAGGCACUCGCCGCCCGCUGAAGGCCGUGGUCUGCAGUGCCUUGGAGCUGGGGAGCUUCCUGAUGGGGGACGAUCCUGCCUCCACCCAGCGUCUGCAGCAGGGGCUCUGCGCCCUCCCCAGUCCCCAGCUCCACGCCAUGGAGGGCUCCUUCCUCUCCCAAGUCGACCUCCCUCGGCUUCUGGCGCUGAGCUCAGAGGUGGGCAGCAUCGCUGGUACCGUGGAAGCCUUGGGCACCUUCCUGCGGGAUGCAGCAUCCCUCAUGGAGGAGGUCUCUUCCAUGCCCAGUCUUGCCGAGCUGCGACGGGAACUCGGGGCGGUAACCAAAACCAGUGCUGCCACUUUGGGCACAUUUGGGACCCUAUCGCGCAUUGCCUGUGGGCACCCCGAGAGCGGGGGGCUCAGGGUCCCCUCCCUCAACUGGUACGAGGACAGCGAUAUCAAAGCCUUCCUGGACCGCAACAGCUCAGAGCAGAGAUCCAAGCCCUUGGGCAGCACCAGCAGUCCCUUCUGCCGUGAGCUGUUCCUCAGCCUGGAGUCCAGCCCUGUUUCGCAGAUGUUCUGGCGGGCGAUCAAGCCCCUCUUUGUGGGUAAAAUCCUGUACACACCACCUGGCCCUGGCCCUGACAGUAUCAUGGCGCAGGUCAACAGGACCUUCCAGGAGCUGGCGAUGCUGGGGGAGGUGUGGGGUGCCUGGCAGGAGCUGGGACCCCGCAUCUACACCUUUCUCAACAGCAGUGUAGAGGUGCAGGUCCUGCAGAACCUGCUGCUGGCCCCAGGGACAGCUCAACUCUUGGCUGAGUUCCUCAAUGGCACCUCCUGGAAGCUGCCAGCGCUGGCUGGGUUCCUGGCAGGGCCAGCAGUGGGAUCAGGAUUCACCUGGCACCAAGUGUAUGCUGAUGUGGAUGCGGCCCUAAGCACGCUGUCACAGUUCAUGGAGUGUGUCUGCCUGGACAAGAUUGAAGCGGUGGCCACCGAGGAGCAGCUGGUGUCCCGGGCCCUGGAGCUGCUGGAGGAGCAGCAGUUCUGGGCAGCUGUGGUCUUCCAGCCUGCCACCAACACCACAGGUGCUGCACUGCCGUCCCACAUCCGCUACAAGAUCCGCAUGGACAUCGACGCCGUCACAAGGACCAACAAGAUCAAGGACAGGUUUUGGGACCCGGGACCCGCAGCUGACCCCUUCAGCGACCUGCGCUAUGUUUGGGGGGGUUUCGUCUACAUCCAGGACCUGGUGGAACAGGCAGUAGUGCAGGUGCAAACCAGGGCAGCGCCGCGGACAGGGGUCUACAUCCAGCAAAUGCCCUACCCCUGCUAUGUGGAUGACAUGUUCCUGCGGGUCCUGAACCGCUCGCUGCCGCUCUUCAUGACAUUGGCCUGGAUCUACUCAGUGGCCAUGAUCAUCAAGGGAGUGGUGCACGAGAAGGAGACGCGUCUUAAGGAGACCAUGAAGACCAUGGGGCUAAGCAAUGGGAUCCUCUGGCUUAGCUGGUUCCUCAGCAGCUUUAUCCCCUUCCUCCUCAGCUCUGCCCUCCUCGUCUUCAUCCUCAAGCUGGGAAACAUCCUGCCCUACAGCGACCCAGGUGUCAUCUUCCUCUUCCUCGGAACCUUCUCGGUGGCCACCAUCAGCCAGUGCUUCCUCAUCAGCACCUUCUUCGCCCAUGCCAACCUGGCCUCGGCUUGUGGUGGCAUCAUCUACUUCUCUCUCUACCUGCCCUAUGUGCUUUGUGUCGCCUGGCGUGACCACAUCACCUUCCCGCUCCGUGUCCUAGUGAGCCUGCUGUCACCGGUGGCCUUUGGCUUUGGCUGCGAGUACUUCUCCCUCUACGAGGAGCAGGGCGUGGGCAUCCAGUGGCACAACCUGGGUGCCAGCCCCGUGCCAGGAGAUGCCUACAACUUUGCCAUGGCCAUGGGGCUGCUCCUGCUGGACGCUGGCAUCUACGGCCUGGCCACCUGGUAUGUCGAGGGCAUCUUCCCAGGUCACUAUGGGAUCCCCAAGCCCUGGAACUUCCCCUUCCUGAAGAGCUACUGGCUUGGAGAGCCUUCAUCAACUGGGCACCUCUCAUACCCCACCAGCCCCCUUGCUGUACCCCAAGUGCUGGUGGAGGAACCACCUGCCCAGCUCCAGCCUGGCGUCUCCAUCCGAAACCUGGUGAAGGUUUACCACAACAGCAACCACGUGGCGGUUGACGGGCUAAGCCUGGACUUCUACGAGGGGCAGAUCACCUCCUUCCUGGGCCACAACGGGGCUGGCAAGACCACCACGAUGUCCAUCCUGACUGGCCUCUUACCCCCCACUUCCGGCACUGCCUAUAUCCUGGGCUGGGACAUCUGCUCCGAUAUCGACAGCAUCCGCAAAACCCUGGGGAUGUGUCCCCAGCACAACGUGCUGUUCAACAUCCUGACAGUGGAGGAGCAUAUCUGGUUCUACGGGCGGCUGAAGGGACUGUCAGAGGAGGAGGUGAAGGUGGAGAUGGAGCAGCUGAUCCAGGACAUGGGGUUGCCUCACAAGCGCCAGGAGCAGACCAGGAACCUCUCAGGUGGGAUGCAACGGAAGCUCUCCGUGGCCAUCGCCUUCGUGGGUGGCUCCCGGGUGGUCAUCCUGGACGAGCCCACGGCUGGUGUUGACCCCUACUCCCGACGCAGCAUCUGGGAUCUUCUGCUCAAGUACCGCAAAGGGCGCACCAUCAUCCUGUCCACCCACUACAUGGAUGAAGCAGAGUUGCUGGGGGACCGCACAGCCAUCAUCUCACAGGGUCGGCUCUGCUGCUGCGGGUCUCCGCUCUUCCUCAAAGCCAGGCUGGGCACCGGGUACCACCUCACCCUAGUGAAGCGGGAGCGGAAUGGGAUGGGUGGCAGCAUUGGCACCGUCUCCGGCACUGCCAAAAAGGAUGGCAGUGACUCAAAGCACAGCAGCAACACAGGCCUGGACAGUGAGCGGGGCAGUGAGGCCAGCACUGUGGACUUGGCCCAGCUGUCGGCCCUGAUCCAGAAGAUGGUUCCCGGCUCGCGGCUGGUGGAGGACAUCGGGCACGAGGUCCUCUUUGUCCUGCCCUACAGUGGGGCCAAGGAUGGUGCCUUUGGUGAUCUGUUCCAUGAGCUAGAUGCCCGCAUAGGGGAACUGGGCAUCUCCAGCUACGGCAUCUCUGACACCACUUUGGAAGAGAUUUUUCUGAAGGUGGCCCAGGACACCAAGGUGGAUGCUGGCACGGCAGGCACCAGGAGAGGAGCAGCACCCAGCGAAGGGGUGGACGCUGAAGUGGCUGAUGGGGAGCUGGCCCGAGGAGCCCGGCGAGUGGAGGAGCCCCAGGAGACAGACUUGCUACACGAGCAGGCCUGGUGCAAGGUAAGGGGCUGGGCACUCACUCGCCAGCAGUUCCGCGCCCUCUUCAUCAAGAGGAUGCUCCACGCCUGGCGCAGCACCCGAGGCUUCUUCGCCCAGAUCGUCCUUCCUGCCAUCUUUGUCUGCAUUGCGCUGCUCUUCAGCCUCGUCGUGCCGCCCUUUGGGAAGUACCCACCGCUGUGGCUGGAGCCCUGGAUGUACGGGCAGCAGUUCACUUUCUUCAGCAACGAUGCCCCAGGGGACCCUGACACAGCUCGGCUCCUGGAUGCACUCCUGGCUGAACCGGGCUUCGGCACAAAGUGCAUGAAAGAUGCUGCGGAGAUGAUGAGACCGUGCCCCCCAGCUUCCCACCCCGAUGGCUUCUCAGCCCCACUGGCCUCCCCAGCCCUGCUGGAAGCGCUGCAACAUGGGAACUGGACACGAACUGAGCCAUCCCCACCGUGCCAAUGCAGCGGGCCAGGGGCUCGCAGGAUGCUUCCCAACUGCCCUGAGGGGGCCGGGGGGCUCCCACCACCCCAGGUGCAAAGAGGCACCGGUGACAUCCUGCAGAACCUGACGGGCAGGAACAUCUCUGACUACCUGGUGAAGACCUACCCCCAGAUCAUCCGCCGGGAGCUGAGGAACAAGAAGUGGGUGAAUGAGCAAAGGUACGGUGGCUUUUCUCUGGGUUCUGGCAGCUCCCAGGCACUUCUGUCGGCAGCAGAGGUGGACAAGGUGGUAUUGGAGCUCCGGGCAUUGCUCAACAUCACCCCGGGCAGCCGCUCAGACCGGUUCCUGAGCAACUUCGGCCGCUUCAUCGAGGGCUUGGAUGCUCGCAGAAACGUCAAGGUCUGGUUCAACAACAAGGGCUGGCAUGCCAUGGUCUCCUUCGUCAAUGUGGCCAACAACGGGCUGCUGCGUGCCCACCUGCCUGCUGGGGUGGACCCCACACUCUAUGGCAUCACAGCCACCAACCACCCCCUCAACCUCACCAAGGAGCAGCUCUCUGAGGCCGCCCUGAUGGCCACCUCAGUGGACGUGCUGGUCUCUAUCUGCGUGAUCUUUGCCAUGUCCUUCGUCCCAGCCAGCUUCGUGCUCUUCCUCAUUGAAGAGCGGGUCAGCAAGGCCAAGCACUUGCAGUUUGUCAGCGGGAUGAAGCCUGUCACCUACUGGCUGGGCAACUUUGCUUGGGACAUGUGCAACUACCUGGUCUCUGCGCUGCUGGUCAUCCUCAUCUUCGUCUGCUUCCAGCAGAAGUCCUACGUGUCCUCCGCCAACCUGCCCUCGCUAGUGCUGCUACUGCUGCUCUACGGCUGGUCCAUCACUCCCCUGAUGUACCCAGCCUCAUUCCUCUUCAGCAUCCCCAGCACUGCCUAUGUGGCCCUGACCUGCAUCAACCUCUUCGUUGGCAUCAACGGCAGUGUGGCCACCUUUGUGCUGGAGCUCUUUGUGGACGAGAACCUCAACAACAUCAACCGCAUCCUGAAGAAAGUUUUCCUCAUCUUCCCCCACUUCUGCCUGGGCCGAGGCCUCAUCGACAUGGUGAAGAACCAGGCAAUGGCUGAUGCCUUUGAGAGGUUUGGGGACAAGCGCUUUGUGUCCCCCCUGUCCUGGAAUGUGGCAGGGAAGAACAUGUUCGCCAUGGCCAUUGAGGGCAUCAUCUUCUUCCUCUUCACCCUUCUGCUGCAAUACAACUUCUUCCUGCGGCUUGGACUGCGGGCUCUCCAGCUGCCCUCACUGGGAGAGGAGGACGAGGACGUGGCCAGGGAGCGAGCAAAGGUGGCCAGCAUCCAACCACAUGGCCACCUCCUGCUGCUGAAGGACCUGACCAAGGUGUACCAGCACAGGAGGGCUCCGGCGGUGGACAGGCUCUGCGUGGCCAUCCCUCCCGGGGAGUGCUUCGGCCUCCUGGGGGUGAACGGCGCAGGGAAAACCUCCACCUUCAAGAUGCUGACGGGGGACACAGAGGUGACGCUGGGGGAGGCCUGGCUGAAAGGGCACAGCGUGCUCACCGACUUGCAGUCCGUUCAUCAGCACAUGGGUUACUGUCCCCAGUUUGAUGCCAUCACGGCCCUGCUGACAGGGCGGGAACACCUGGAGUUUUAUAGCCGCCUUCGUGGUGUCCCGGAGGAGGAUACCGCCAAGGUAGGGCUCGCACCCUGCCCCUUCAGCCCUGGGGAUCCCCAUCCUCAUCCCUUGCUGUCCCUCGCAGGUGGCUUGCUGGGGUAUUGCCAAGCUGGGGCUGGGGCUGCAUGCAGACCAUCUGGCGGGCAAGUACAGCGGGGGCAACAAGCGCAAGCUCUCCACGGCCAUCGCUCUGCUCGGCUGCCCGCCCAUUGUCUUCUUGGGUCUGCAGCACCCUCAGAUGCAAGCACCCCUCUGCCCCAUGGAACCCCCAGAAGGAAUGUGCUCACGCCUCUCCCCUGCAGCAUGGAAGAGUGUGAGGCAUUGUGCACCAGGAUGGCCAUCAUGGUCAAUGGCCGGUUCCGUUGCUUGGGCAGCAUCCAGCACCUCAAGAACAGGUUUGGAGACGGCUACACAGUGGUGGUACGGGUUGGUGGCCCUGGGCCAGCACCAUUGGAGAACCUGAUGGAGCUCCACUUCCCAGGCAUUGUGUUGAAGGAGCGGCAUAGGGGACUGCUGCAGUUCCAGGUGCCCUCCCAUGCUGGCUCCUUGGCCAGCAUCUUCAGUGUCCUGGCAGCCCACCGCGAACCCUGCCACAUUGAGGACUACUCCGUCUCCCAGACCACAUUGGACCAGGUCUUUGUGCACUUUGCAAGGGAGCAGAGUGAUGACGACCCUGUGGGGGCACUGGACCCUGGGCAGGAUGGAGCCCCCAGUCCUGGGAUGAGAUUGAUGCCGUUCCUGGAGGAUGACAGCUACCGGGAGAGCGCUGUCUGAGCAGGGUCACAGUGCCCACAGACCCCUUCCCAGCCGCCAUUGCACCACGACCUGGGGGCCUAGGGCUCCUGGCUGCUCUGGACCCCCAAAGGAGCAUGGCGGGGCUGGCCCCAGUGCCCCUUGGUGGGGUUGGACUCUGGUGGGGCUGAGCUGGGUGAGGUGGGGGGUAUCUUCCCUGGUGUCCCCCUGUUUUGGGCAGGGCUGGGGCUGGGAUCCACUGACAGAGCAGAGCUUGUGCUGAAAGAAGGGUUAAAUAAAGACAUGAGGGGGGUGGAUCGCCCUUGG